Messenger RNA from Fusarium fujikuroi IMI 58289, 1515 nucleotides. Its product is annotated as related to 6-phosphogluconate dehydrogenase. Gene Ontology annotation, biological process: pentose-phosphate shunt, oxidative branch; pentose-phosphate shunt. The transcript has 3 exons. The record is from RefSeq and is a predicted model, not a curated record. Lineage: Eukaryota; Fungi; Ascomycota; Sordariomycetes; Hypocreales; Nectriaceae. Bases 1 to 1515 code for a protein of 504 amino acids. Gene Ontology annotation, molecular function: phosphogluconate dehydrogenase (decarboxylating) activity; NADP binding. Gene Ontology annotation, cellular component: cytosol.
AUGUUAGAAAGACAGAUAGCGAAGAUAGGUAUGGUAGGAAUGGGCAGUGUGGGAUCUAUGAUGUCCCUCCUCUUCGCUGAGAAAGGCUGCAAAGUCUACUACUUCGACAUCAGUGAAUAUAACAUGAGAGCCGCUGAGAAAAUGGUCAAGGACGUCAACAAAGAAACGAGAGUCUUUCGACAACACAGCUAUCAACAACUCUGCGAAGAAAUCUACUCUGAGAACCAUCCACGAAUUAUCAUCUUUAGUAUUCCCCACGGAAAUCCCGGCGACGAAUGUGUCAAGGCUCUUCGACCGUACAUGAGCAAGGGAGAUAUCAUUCUUGACUGUUCAAACGAGUUCUACGGCAACACGGAACGACGACAAGCGGAUCUUGCAAAAGAUGGCAUUUUUUAUGUCGGGUGUGGCGUCUCAGGCGGUUAUCAGAGCGCACGAGCCGGUCCGUCAAUGUCACCAGGCGGCGACCCCCAAGCCCUCGAAAUCAUCAUGCCGCUUCUCAGAAGAGUCGCGUCAAAAGAUCGCGAUGGAAAGCCAUGCACCAGCCCAAUUGGCCCAGGCGGUUCAGGACAUUAUGUCAAGAUGAUCCACAAUGGAAUCGAACAAGGCAUGAUGUCAGUUAUUUCCGAAGUUUGGUACAUCCUUACCAAGGGUCUUCAGCUCAGCUAUGAGGAAGCAGCUGGUGUUUUUGAGAAGUGGAAUGAAACACCGGAACUUUACAAUACUUUCCUGAUCUACAUCGCUGUUGAUAUCAACAGGACGAAAGAUAAGGAGGGCCGAUAUGUUCUGGGAAGAAUUCAGGAUAAGGUUGUGCAGGACGUUGAUAAUACUGAAGGCACGGGGACGUGGUCUUGUGAAGAGGCGGUGAGACUUCACGUCCCUGCUGCGAAUAUCGUCAGUGCGCAUAUGUUCAGAUGUGCGUCAGCUGAACUGAGCCAGCGCGCUGCUAAUGCUGAAGCCUCAGGACGUUGGCAGCCCUCAGCGAUGAAAGUCCCGUCGCGGUCAGCUUUUAUCGAAGACCUUCGAAAGACGACGUACUUUUGUCUGUUGCUGUGUUUCACGCAGGGUCUGCAGAUCAUUCGUGAAAUGGAUCAGCAGCGCGAAUGGCACAUCAACUACCAAGACCUCCUGCACGUCUGGAGCGCCGGGUCAAUCAUUCAAGCUGGGGGUAUCAUGGAUCUUCUUCACAAAGUCUACAGCGAAUUACCCAGCAAGAACAACCUCUUGUCUAACAGCCAACUCGGAAAACAACUAACCAGCCUUCUCCCGUCAAUGAAGCGGUGCACCAUCACAGCCUUGGAGGCUGACAUGGUGAUUCCAGCAAUGAGCCAGAGCUUGGAGUACUAUAAGUAUUCAACUUCGGUGGAUCUGCCUACGCAGUUGACAGAAGUGGAGCUGGAUUACUUUGGCAACCAUAGAUGCGAUCUGAAGGAGGAACAUCGGGGUGAACCAAGCAAGGGAAAGCACCACUUUGAAUGGAAGCCCGCAAAGGGCGAGUCUAACAAGUCUCGGCUUUGA